This is a messenger RNA of Aspergillus glaucus CBS 516.65, 1101 nucleotides long. Its product is annotated as 3-isopropylmalate dehydrogenase. The record is from RefSeq and is a predicted model, not a curated record. The coding region runs from base 1 to 1101 and encodes 366 amino acids. Lineage: Eukaryota; Fungi; Ascomycota; Eurotiomycetes; Eurotiales; Aspergillaceae. Gene Ontology annotation, biological process: L-leucine biosynthetic process. The transcript has 3 exons. Gene Ontology annotation, molecular function: NAD binding; 3-isopropylmalate dehydrogenase activity; magnesium ion binding. Gene Ontology annotation, cellular component: cytosol.
AUGUCCAAAACAUUCAACAUCCUCGUCCUCCCCGGCGACGGCAUCGGCCCCGAAAUCAUGACCGAAGCCAUCAAAGUUCUCAAAGCCUUCGAAACCCCAACUACCCAUUUCACCCUCCGCAACGAACUAAUUGGUGGCUGCAGCAUCGACGCGCACGGUAAAUCCAUCACCGACAGCGUCAAGGAAGCCGCACUGAACUCAGACGCCGUGCUCUUCGCAGCCGUCGGUGGCCCCAAAUGGGACCAUGUACGGAGGGGCCUUGAUGGUCCUGAGGGGGGACUGUUGCAGUUGCGGAAGGCGAUGGAUAUUUAUGCGAAUUUGAGGCCUUGUUCGGCGGAUUCGCCGAGUCGGUCUGUUGCGAGGGAGUUUACGCCGUUUCGGGAGGAGAUUAUCGAGGGGGUUGAUUUUGUGGUUGUUAGGGAGAAUUGUGGAGGGGCAUAUUUUGGGAGGAAGGUUGAGGAGAGUGAUUAUGCAAUGGACGAAUGGGGCUACUCCGAACACGAAAUCCAACGCAUCACCCGUCUAGCCGCUGAAGUAGCCCUCCGUCAUGACUCCCCGUGGCCAGUGAUCUCCCUCGACAAAGCCAACGUUCUAGCAUCAUCGCGACUCUGGCGCCGGGUGGUCGAGAAGACCAUGACGGAGGAGUACCCGAAUGUGAAACUAGUGCACCAGCUAGCAGAUUCGGCCUCGUUGAUCCUAGCGACGAACCCGCGUGUCUUGAACGGUGUUAUUCUGGCCGAUAACACAUUUGGCGACAUGAUUUCUGACCAGGCGGGCUCUAUCGUUGGGACACUGGGUGUAUUGCCUAGUGCCAGUUUGAAUGGAUUACCCGGCGAUAAACAAGUAGAAAAGUCGUACGGGCUGUAUGAACCGACGCACGGGUCGGCGCCGACAAUCGCCGGCAAAGAUAUCGCCAACCCCAUCGCCAUGAUCCUCUGCGUGGCUUUGAUGUUCCGUUACUCGCUGAACAUGGAGGCAGAGGCGCAGAGAAUUGAGAAUGCGGUUCGAACGGUGCUGGACUCUGGGAUCCGAACCGGGGAUCUGGGAGGAAAGGCUAGUACGAGUGAGGUUGGGGAUGCGAUUGUAGCUGCUUUGCAGUAG